GUUUAUUGUUUAAAUGGUGUGGCAUGCGUUAGUACCAUAGGAGAUUAAAACAAAGGUCGUGCGUGUGUUAAAUUUGGCGAAUUUUAACUAAAAUGAUCGAGGAACAUGACGAACGUGAAACGAUAUGCGACUCCGUGAAUUCACUUGUGGAAGGCUGUCGUUUGCCAGUCAAAAUGCAUGGAACGGACGAUUGGCGUGACCCUAGCUGAAAUCAUCAGUGUUAAGGAAGUACACGGUGUCAAGUGUUAUUAUGUGCAUUACGUUGAUUUUAAUAAACGAUUAGAUGAGUGGGUAACGGAAGAUUGUUUGGACACUAGAAAAGUUCAGUAUCCUCGACGAGAUGGUACAGCUCCUGGAACAGGAGCAGCUACUCCGAAAAAACAAGUACAAAGUAGACCCCCUAGUCCUAGUAGUGUCAGUAGUGAGCCAUUAAAUGGCACUGCCGUUCUACAAGCAGCAUUGCAAAAGAAAAUGUCUAGAAAGAGAAAGUCAACAUUUUUAGAAAACGAGGAUUCUCAAGACGGUCCUCCACAAACUACAGGUCCAAGACCUACUGGUUCGUUGGUUGCUCAUCAUCACGAUGAUGUUGUCACACGAAUGAAAAAUGUAGAACUGAUAGAAUUAGGUCGUCAUAGGAUAAAGCCUUGGUAUUUCAGUCCAUAUCCACAAGAGAUGGUAAAUCUUCCGUGUAUAUAUAUCUGUGAGUUCUGUUUGAAAUAUAGAAAAAGUAGAAAGUGUUUGGAGAGGCAUUUGGCAAAAUGUAAUUUAUGUCAUCCGCCAGGAAAUGAGAUAUAUCGAAAGGGCUCUAUUUCGUUUUUCGAAAUCGAUGGUAGGAAGAACAAAAACUAUGCGCAGAACUUAUGUUUAUUAGCAAAGUUAUUUCUCGAUCAUAAGACAUUGUAUUACGACACUGAUCCUUUUCUAUUUUACGUUAUGACUGACUUUGAUAGCAGAGGUUUUCAUAUAGUUGGAUAUUUUUCCAAAGAAAAGGAAUCAACAGAGGAUCAUAACGUUGCUUGUAUUCUUACUCUACCACCUUAUCAAAGAAAAGGAUAUGGAAAGUUAUUAAUAGAAUUCUCCUACGAACUCUCGAAAUUCGAGGGCAAAACUGGAUCUCCAGAAAAGCCAUUAUCAGAUUUAGGCUUGUUAUCUUAUCGAAGUUAUUGGGCGCAUACGAUAUUGGAUAUAUUACUGAACAUAAAACCUGUUGUUGAAAAUGAGAAACCGCAAAUAACGAUAAGUGAGAUUUGUGAAUUGACAUCUAUCAAAAAGGAAGACGUGAUAUCGACAUUACAAAAUUUAAAUCUGAUUAAUUACUACAAAGGACAAUAUAUUGUAACAUUAAAUAGAGAAAUAAUUGAACAACAUUCAGCAUCAAUGGAAAAACGCCAAGUCAAGAUAGAUCCAAAGUGUCUUCAUUGGACACCAAAAGACUGGAGUGUUAGAGCUAAAUGGUGAAAUGAUUUUUAAAAUGAUCAUAACCCAAUGUUAAUUUGUCUUAGAAUUAUUUUCAGGAAUUCUGGAAGUGAUUAUGUAUGAUUUUAAACUGUACAGAAUUGUACAUAAUGAUACGAUCUUAUGGUCUGAUAUUUUAAAGACUGUUAGUAGUCCGUGACAUGAACCAUAGUGGUUUAAUUAUUCAUUGAAUCAAGUAGAUUGUACUAUUUGUGAGAUUUCAACAUUAAUGAAUGUAAUUAAUGAGUUGUACGUAAAACAAUAUUCGUUUUACUUAAUCAAUAGCAAUCUUUUAAUACGACUAAAAUUUUUUAACAAAAUUCUAUCUAUACAACUUUGUGGUUGUUUGUACAAAGACUUGGAUGAUAUUUUGACUUUGUAGAAUUGCAAAUAAAUAUGAUUUUAUAACA
Messenger RNA from Vespula pensylvanica (western yellowjacket), 1865 nucleotides. It is a transcript of the gene Tip60, whose product is annotated as histone acetyltransferase Tip60. Gene Ontology annotation, molecular function: histone acetyltransferase activity. The transcript is spliced from 5 exons. Gene Ontology annotation, biological process: regulation of DNA-templated transcription. The record is from RefSeq and is a predicted model, not a curated record. NCBI's taxonomy places the organism in Eukaryota, Metazoa, Arthropoda, Insecta, Hymenoptera, Vespidae. Bases 178 to 1458 code for a protein of 426 amino acids.